AUGCUGUCCCGCUACUCUGCUGCGGGCGCCGCCCACCAACGAGACAUGCGGACACAGCUUUUCGCUCCCGGGGCCACCCUGUCCAAGACGCCGCUGAGGACGCUGAGCCCCUACGAGGCGGUGCCCCAGGAGCUGGCCAAGCACCACGAACUGUACUUGGCGCUGCUUGAAGCCGGCAACAACGACGAGAUGGACGUCAUGGGCGAGAAAGUCAACAUGCUCAAGAACUUGGGGUUGCGCAUGGGCACCGAGAUCAACAAGCUGAUCAAGCUCAACGACGAGAUCACCAACUCGUUCGAGCAGGGGAAGGUGACGUUGAAGAACACCUACAACAAGAUGGUAAUUAUGAGUCAGCGGGCCGGCAUUACUUGGCGGAUGUGGGCCACGGUGUUUGCCAUCGUGGUGUUCUUCUUCCUCUACGUGUGGAUCAAGUAA
Messenger RNA from Diutina rugosa, 435 nucleotides. RefSeq lists its product as uncharacterized. Lineage: Eukaryota; Fungi; Ascomycota; Pichiomycetes; Serinales; Debaryomycetaceae. The coding region runs from base 1 to 435 and encodes 144 amino acids. The transcript has a single exon. The record is from RefSeq and is a predicted model, not a curated record. Gene Ontology annotation, biological process: endoplasmic reticulum to Golgi vesicle-mediated transport.